CGAUAGACCCAUGAAUGAUGAUAAAAAAUUAGAAUAUGAUCAAUUCUUUUCCUUGAAUGGUUUUCAAUUUGCACGAGUUAUCGAUUUUAUGUAACUGUAAAUUCGAGUAAGAAAGGCGUGGGCCCACGUUACAAACAAAACCGAAAAAACCCAAAAUCAGUGAAUUUCGUUGACGGCUUCCCCUUUUCGCUUGUUAUUCACUGUAUCCCAAAAGGUCCGAUUCCCUCUUUUGUCACUUACAAACAAACUCCAUUCGGGUACCCGAUUUCACGACCGAAUAUAAUGUACGGAGGUUCCGGCAAGCUCGGCCGUGGCGGCGGUGGCGGAGGUCGUGGCGGCGGCGGCGGCGUUGGGAAGAGGAAUAUUCCGUCGCCGUUCCAACCACCGCCUAUCCACCGGUCAUCCCCUGCCUCCGCCGGUCGUUUUCCAGUUGGCGGUGCUGGUGCACCGCGCAACCGUGGUGUAUCCUCCUCCUCGGGUGCUCCAGAUGGAGGUGGAGCCGAGGAGACUUUUAGCCUCGUUACUGGAAAUCCUUUGAAUUUUGCUAUGAUAAUUAAGCUGGCGCCAGACCUGGUGGAGGAGAUCAAGCGAGUGGAAGCUGAAGGAGGUGCAGCCAGGAUCAAAUUUGAUGCCAAUGCAAAGAAUUCCCCUGGAAAUGUCAUUAAUGUUGGUAGCAAAAACUUCAAAUUCACGUGGUCGCGUGAACCAGGAGAUCUAUGUGAUAUUUAUGAAGAACGUCGAAGUGGUGAAGAUGGAAAUGGUUUGCUUGUUGAGUCAGGUGGUGCUUGGCGAAAAUUGAAUGUACAGCGUGUUCUGGAUGAAUCAGUUAAAAACCAAGUUAGAAUACGAUCAGAAGAAGCUGAGAAGAAGCGUCAUCAAAAACAAACCAUUGUUUUGGACCAUGGCAAUCCAUCUAUGAAGAGUCAGGCUAAGGCAAUGGCUGCAGCUGAAGCUAAUCCGUGGAGGAUGGGUUUCAAGGAAAAGAAAGAGCAGCCUUUCAAAAAACGGAAGCCAGAGCCACCUCCAGGGGUAUCUUACGGAGCGUCUUACAAAUCUGGCCCGUCCGCAGCAACUCAAUCAAAGGGAAAGCCUUCUGCUUCACCUUUAUCUUCUCCACCUGAACCAUCUGGUGCUCCAACAUCUCCAUUUGGCAAUGUCAAUCUCUUGAAUGUGAUACCUACUCAAGCAAUGACUAAGUCUACUAUCUCUGACAAAGAAAUUCCUAGCAAGGCGACAUCAUUUUCUUCACAGGCUAAAGUAAGGCGUAAAAGUCAUACAGGCGCAGCGUCUACUGAUCUGCGUAGCAUGUUGAUAUCCUUACUUAUGGAGAACCAGUCCAAGGGUAUUAGUCUUAAGGCGGUGGAGAAAGCUGUUGGAGACAUGUUCCCAAACUCAGCCAAGCAAAUUGAGCCCAUUAUGAAAAAGAUUGCUAUUUACCAAGCUCCAGGAAGAUACUUCUUGAAACCGGAAGUGGAUACUGAAAGCUUCCUGAAACCUGCCCCUGAAAGUGGAAGUUCUCCUGAAGAUCAUGGUCAGCCGUCAUCUGCCCCUGAUAAAUUUGACCAGCUACCUGCUCCGCAGCCAGUCUUACCUGCAAAAACUGAUAGCAGUGAGUUGGAAGAGGGGGCAGUGAGCGAUUCUAGACCUCAAGAAGCAUCUGAUGCCAAUGAAAAAAUUGAUAUACUCCAUCUUUCACCUGAUCGAAGUGAAGGGCCUGCUUAUAGCUCUAGCUCUAGUGGUAGUGGUAGUGAUAGUGAGAGCAGUGAUAGUGGAAGCGAUAGUGAAAGUCAGAGUAGAAGCCGAAGUAAAAGCGUGGCCAGUGGGAGUAGCAGUGACAGUGAAAGUGAUGCUUCUUCUAAUAGUAAGGAGGCAUCUGAUGAGGAUGUUGAUAUCAUGAGUGAUGAUGAUAAAGUCACAAAUCAGUUGCGAGCUUCUGAACAGCUUCAAUGUGGAACUUUGGACUUUGAGCCAGGUCAAUUUGAGGUGGGUGAGAGGGAAGAUCUUGAUGUUGUUGAUAUUGUGGAAAUUGAGGACUUGCCUGACAGUGGCCAAGUAGCUGAAAUGGCUGUUAUUCCCGACUCAGGUCAUAUGAGAGAUGGUGAAAAACCUGUGCAAGAGAUCCGACCUAUAUCAUCUGAUUCACAUGAGGAUAAACAAAGCCAGGCACACAGGGGCAAGCUUCCUCAUGAAGCAGAAAAUGUUAGUUACCAAAACCAUUCUAGUGAAAUUGAAAGAGUUGGCAAGGAUAGCUUCAACCUUGAGCUGUCUCAUAGCGUCCAAAAAUCUCAAAAGAGUAAAUCCAAAAGAGUGCGUGAUGAAAAACGAUUAGUUGAUAAAGGUGACAAGAAUAAGAGAGUAAAAACUCAGGACGCUAUUCAGCAACACAAUUCUGGGGGUAGGAACUCUACUUUUUUAGAGAGUUCACACUUAUCUCUUUAUAAGCCUUCAGAACGGCCUUAUAAGGGCGUUCAUAUGCAGAUGGAAGAUAGAACUUCCAGAGAUGUUGCUGGGGAUUUUGAUUCACAAAAAAGUCACAAUGAGGCCAUUUCUAGAAAGUUUGCUUCUGAUUUUUUGCAGCCAGACCGGAGAUAUGUUGAUUUCACUGCAAGGGGCAAAACUCUUACGGUUUCUGAGAGACCAAUUAAACAAGGAGAAAGCACAGGGAAUAAUGCUAAGCACACUGAAAGAAGCCUUCAAAUGAAUGAAGGGUUCCCCUCACAGAGAGACAAGGUUAGUAGAGAAUCACAAGAUGAAUACGGCGUUGUUAGUGAUAAAAGGGAAAGAAGAAUUUCAAAAGAUGGUGUAGGAGACCCGCAAAAGACAUCAGUUGAUCCAAACCUCAAUAAGUAUGAUAGCUCCUUGCCCGGAAAUUCACCGAAGGAUAAUAUGGGUAACACAGGGAAAUCUUCUCUCAUGAAUGGACGUGGGCGCAUGCUUCAAAGAGAGCUUUCAGACUUGGAGUUAGGAGAACUUCGGGAGCCUCCACCACAGGAAACAGCUGGUUUGAAAAAGCAGGUUGAGAGGAAAAGUUCAUUUAAAGGAGAGAAUAGACCAUCAAGUUCAGAUUAUUGGAAUUUUGAGUCAAGCAAAGGAAGAACUGCUGAUACAAAUGUAGCAGACUUUAGAAGAUCAUCUCCUCUCCAGUCAAGCUCUGUGCCUUCUGGCGCUCCAGAUGGCUUAUCUAAGAGGAGGACCCCUGAACGAAAUGCUGAAGACUUUUCAAGACCUCACCAAAAGGUUGCCCAACCUCAGCCUCAACAGCCCCGUCCUCGAAUUAAUCAGAACGAUGUGGGGUUCCAAUAUAAUCAACUGGUGGAAGUGCAUGGUAUUAGGCAAAUCGAAGAAGAAAGGAGCUUAGGGACUGGUCAGGAGGUCCAUGCAGACAAUCGCAGAAAAUCCUCUGCUGGUGCACGGGAACAACAUGACCUAAGACAUGGUGUACUUGCUCCAUCAGUUAAGCAGAACAAAGGGCAAAAGUCCAGUUUGGCAGCUGCGAUCAAUGAUAAGCAUAAGGAUUCUUCUUUGUUGGGAAGCUAUGAAGGUCACCAAAGGAUACGAGAGUCUUCUCCUGAUGAGAUGAGUUUGUACUAUAAGUAUGAAAAGGAGGAAGCGGAACUAAAGGGACCAAUAGAGAAUUUUGCCCAGUAUGAAGAGUAUGUGCAGGAGUAUCGGGAAAAGUAUGAUAAUUAUUGCUCGAUAAAUAAAAUAUUGGAGUCCUACAGGAAUGAUUUUAUGAAACUCGGCAAGGAGCUUGAGGUUUCGGGAAGAGACACACAAAGAUUCUAUGACAUGUUGGGACAGUUAAAAGAUUCUUAUCGCAAAUGUGGACCAAGACAUAAGAGAUUGAAGAAAAUAUUUAUUGUGCUUCAUGAGGAAUUGAAGCAUUUGAAGCAGAUGAUCAAAGAGUUUGCUGUUUCAUAUGCCAGAGAUCCGUAACCAGGAAAUUGACUUCUAACUCAUCUUGCGUCCGUUGGUGAACCAGAAUGCUCAGGGAUUGUCUUUUCUGUAAUAUGUGAGAUAUUCUGCUAGAGAAGCUCGCAGAAACUGCUCUAUCCCGUUUGUAAAUGAAAUUGAUGAUGGUGACCGAUAUAAGGCGUUAAGGUUAUAGUUGGAGUAACCCAUACAAUGUGAAGGUUACUACAUUAUGUGUAGUCACUGUUUACUGGAUGUAAAUAGACUUGUAGAGUGCCAAUUUUUUCUUUCCUUUUUCCAUUCUUUAUAGGGGCUUGUUUCCCAGUACAUUUUGUAAAUUUUUUGUGGAAGUGUUUCGGCUUCUGAUUGUAAAAUCGCUCCAAGGGCAAAUUUUCCGUAGUUUUGUCAUCAUAGUAGAUACUGUUAUAAGGGCAAAUUUUCCCUAGUUUUGUCUUCACGUUGGACACUCUUUGUGAUCCUUCACCAAA
Molecule: messenger RNA, 4400 nt
Organism: Capsicum annuum
Lineage: Eukaryota; Viridiplantae; Streptophyta; Magnoliopsida; Solanales; Solanaceae
Product: serine-rich adhesin for platelets
Exons: 12
Coding region: 283-3936 (1217 amino acids)
Source: RefSeq, a predicted model, not a curated record